Molecule: messenger RNA, 3124 nt
Organism: Moneuplotes crassus
Lineage: Eukaryota; Ciliophora; Spirotrichea; Euplotida; Euplotidae
Source: the annotation of a GenBank genome assembly
UUUGAAUAAUUUAAAAGCUACGGCUGGGUCCUUUAGAGCUCUCGCAAAUCUAAAUAAGUUCCUUUGGGCAUUCUAGCCUAUGCUAAGUGCUCAUCAAAGUCACCAGUUGGCAGCAAAGGCUUCUUCUGAUACAUUUUAGUCAAAAAUUUCGAUUUCUGGUUCGAUGAACUUCCUGAAUAAAUGCUGCGAAAGGGAUUAUUCCUCUUGACUAUUUCGUUUGAAACAGAGAGUGAAGUACAAGAGUCUUGUGAUCUCUGAUAAUGCGUGAUCGUUCUUGUAAUAUUCUGAACUCUCUUAUUUGUAUCUAUAGAAAGACUGCUGUAUGAGGAUCAAGAAUUCUCUAAAUUUGUCCUUCCUGCCUUAUAUUGAGACCUUUUCGGAUUAAAAUAAUUUUGCAAGUUUUCAUGAUCUUUAAGCUCUGAUUCUACCGCAUUACAACCUUCCAGGAUGUUGAAUAAUGCAGUUCAAAUUUCUAUUACUGACUUGAUCCGGCUUAUAUCCUUGAGCUGAUUUUCUUCUUGCAAAUGGGCUCCGAGAUCCAAUUCUGUAAUAAUUUGAGAUAUUCUAAAUUGAUUUCUCUUCUCAUAAUCGAUUCUAUUAACAGCUUCAGUUGAGAAAGCAUUUGAAGAGCCACUUGUGUACUUAGGAGGAGUAUCCUUGCUUAUCAAAAAUCUUCUGUUAUUCUUUUCCAAGGAAUCUCUUUGAUUCUGUGAGUUGCUGACAAAAUUGUUCUUCAAAACAUAUUGAUAACCAUUAAUCUUACUCUUAAUGUUCGCUUUGAUUUCUUCGCUAGUUCUAGCAAAAUUAGUUGUUUGAUAACUUGGGUUAGGCUUCAUCCUCAAUCAUUCAAAGGCAUAUCAUAAUUGUUUCUCUUAGACUUAGAAAUUUUCCUUCCUUGAUGAAUUUUCUCUUUCAGAAUAGUGAUGAUAGCAAGGUUUUCCCAUAAGGCUCUCUGAAAGGAUUCGCCGUAUUAAAACCGGAAUUACACAAGCUGUUGUUAUAACUUCUCUUCUGGUAAGUCUCAUCUGUAACUUUAAAUACUCUCUUAUUCACAGUAUUUCCCUCUUGAGAUUUUUUCUCAACUAUGCAAGAAGGGUGUCUCACACUGGUCUGAACCAGGGAAUUUUGCUUAACAGUUUUGACAAGAAAUUUUAACUUUUCUUGAAUAUUCUGUUUACUCUGAUCUAAUUUUUCUGUUGAAUUAUAAUUGCUAAGCUCAGUUUCCAAUCUUUGAACUUGGUGGUUGCAGCUUUCAUUCUUGUCGCUCAACAACGAAUCUGUGGGGAAAGGGACUUGCUCUGGAUUAGUUCCAACCAAUUUAGAGAUAUCUCCUUCAGGGCGAGAAUUCUUGUCAUCAAAUUAGCCAUUAUUUACAACCAGAUCUAAAAGACCUGCUUAACUCUUUCUUGAUAUAUUCUUUUCUGAGGUACCUCUCUUCUCUCUUGUCAGCAGAAUUCUUCAGAUUAACUCCAAAGGCAGAUCGGAAUUCAGAGUUGUUAUAUUUACCAAAAGCUGUGCUAUUUUUAGAAUUUCCAUUUUCUUUGUCUCCCUCCUUAUUUGUGCUGGUUAAAGUGAAGCCCUUUUUGGUUGAUGCUGGGCUUCAUAAGGUGAUUUCCUCUUUUUGAUGAGAAUCUCCCUGACAGUUUCUGGUCUAGGCAUCCUUCGGUUUGAAUCAUUUUUAUGAGGUUCAACCACUCAAUCCUUUGGAAUUGUGUAGUAAGGAGGGGUAACAAGUUGUCUGUUCUGUCCGAGAGCUCCUUUUUAGCAUAAUUUUGAAUUAGAUUUAUGUCUUCAAGCACAACCGAGGAAUUCUCUCUUUUCCUUUGGUAAUGCAUGUCUUUUGUAACCUUUUUAUUACAGUUGCUUUCAAGUUCAAGGGUAUCAUCGAUGUCAUCAGCUUCACAUAACUCAAAUUCUUGUUUUGUAAAAGUCGAAUUUCUUCGUAAAAUAUGUUUCGCUGAAGCUUCAUUUCGAGUGGAAAAUUGCUUGGAGUCAUCAACACCUUUUAAAUUUUUAAUACUUUGGAUUUGUGUUCUAAAAUGAUCUGUUGCAUUCUGAUGAAAAUAAUUAACUUCGUUAACAAAAAAGUUGCUAAAAGGCGAUUUAUCCUUCUCAAGAGAUUUGGCUAAAUCAGGUAUUUCCUUUGAAGAAACCUGGAUGUCUUUUGUUGGUUCAAACUUUUGCGGAUUCUCCUUUAGUUGACAAACUGGAAUUUCAACUUGUUCGAUACCAAAAUCUUUCUGCUGAAGAAGGCUUUGCUUAUAUUCAUUUUUCUGAAGGUCAGCAGGUUCAAUAGUUUGGCUAGAGGGCUUUGGAGCCUUAAGUCUCUUCAGAGAGGUAGGAUUAAGCGAGGAUUCAUUGGCUUUGGAGGACUCUAUUUGCUGAGCACUUUUAUUAGAAAUGCUGGCAAGUCGGAAUUACUUUCUUUUGGUUGAAAGUUCUGAUCUGUUUCAUGCAUUUAUUGGGAAGAUAUAGCAUCAUUUGAAUCUACAGUUUCGUUAUGUUCGUUCUUGAUGAAAGGAUCGGGUGUCUCAGAAUCAGAAAUGGCUUUAAAGGUUAGAGAUAAGUCCCUACUGAUGUUCUGUCUUGAGGCUCCCUUAAAAGUCAUUUCUUCAAUGUUAUCGCAGUUGGGUGGUUGUUUGGAAGGGGAUGAAUUGGAAAGUUUUUCUUGAUCAAUUAAAAACCCAUUUACUACUUGUUGUGGAGAUGAAUGUUUGACUGAAUUAGAUUUUAGAGGAUCUAUUUUGCCAACUUUAUCGUAUUCAAUUGGAAAUUUAAAAAUUUCUGGAUUAAAAAUAUGUUUAAUGUUUCAGACUUUUUCAUCUAUUUUGUUGGAAUUCUGCUGCAAAUCACUUUGGAGAUCUCUUUUAAACUGAUUUAAUCGAGCCAACUCAUCCUUCUCAAUUUUAAAAUCCUUUGACCUUUCAUCAAUCUUCUCUCUAUCUCAACUCUCCUGCUUCGCUAGCCCCUUCUCUUUAUCCUUCUGUGUAUUUUCCAAAUUUCUGAGAAAUCCAACAAUAUCAUCGGUUGCUUCAGGAAACUUGACCACAGAAGGCUUAAUGCCUUGAUAAACAUACUUCCCCUUCAUUGAGGGUGGGUACACCACAACUGAAGGGAGGCCUUC